GUAGUUUCACUUUUUAGUGCUGCAGCCAGGAAGCAACAGAACACAGAAGACGAGUGGCCACAUGUAGAGCAGACCGGUUUAAUUAAUUCAUCGGGACGUUCAGGCAUUUUAUUGUUCUGUGACCAAAACCCAACAGGAUGCUUCACUUUGUGAUAGUUGCGUUGAUGGUCCUACCUCAUACUUGUGGACAGAAUCCUGCCAUACAAGUCCUCCUGACCAACAAAGGUCUUCAGUACGGAAAACACGUUGGGGCAGAAUGGAUACAAGACAUGUUGGAUCAUGUUACCCUGCCCGACAUCCAGGGCACCUUCAGUACACUGUUUGGCACAGUCUCUUAUACACUGAGCGGCAUCACCAUAACCAAGUGUGACUUUCCAGAACCAAAUGUCGCAUACUCUCAGGAGUACUCAGGAUUCAAGACUAGCAUCACAGGCCUCAGUAUAGCUCUCUCUGGUAACUGGGCAACAAAGUUUGGCAUCCUACAUGAAAGUGGAUCCUUUGACAUGGCUAUAUUUGGUGUGGAUGUGACCUCUGUGGUGAAGCUGGAGAGAAAAGCUGACGGGCACCUGUCUGUCAGCAGUAUCAUCUGUGAUGGCGAGGUUCAAGAUGUGGACAUACGAUUAUAUGGAGGAUUCAGUUGGAUUUUCCAACCCUUUGUGCAUUAUAUAAAAGGCCAUAUCAUUGAGGAAAUUAGAAAAAAUAUCUGCCCUGCUGUGCAGACAUCUAUUGAGGAGUUGGAGACCCACCUACAGGCCAUGAACGUUUCCUUCGAUGUGAAUCAGGUCCUUUCUCUUGAACUUCCCCUCACUGGCUCGCCUGUUGUCAGUCCUUCAAAUCUGACAUUGGGUUUAAAGGGGGAGUUCUACAGUAUCCAGACUCACGCAGAGCCUCCGUUUAAGUCCAAACCUUUCAUGAUGCCCAACAUCCCUGGUUACAUGCUGUCAGCAGGUGUGUCUGAAUUCACACUGAACUCUGCGGCUUAUGGAUACUUCACAGCUGGAAAACUUCAGAUUCUUAUCACUGAGAAAAUGGUUCCGAAAUUUUCCCCCAUACAUCUGAAUACCAGCUCAAUGGGACCCUACAUUCCCCAGCUUCCCAAACUGUUUCCAGGCCUGCCGAUGACCCUGCAGGUUUACGCCACAGAAGCGCCGACCGUUUCCCUUCAAUCUGACGUUGUUAAUCUGACCAUUCAAGCUGCAGUGAAGGCCUCUGCUGUUGAAUCCAAUGGUUCUAGCAUCCCUCUGUUCGGACUCAAUGUUGUUGUUAUGUUAAGUGGUAAAAUGUGGAUUGCUGAUGGAAAAGUGAAGGGCUCUGUAAUGCUGAACAACUUCACACUGACUCUGGCGUCAACCCAAGUGGGACCUUUCAAGACCAACAGUUUGGAAAAUAUGUGUAAAAAGGGGAUUGAGCUGUUUGGUGUACCACAAGUGAACAAAAAACUGGCGGAGGGUGUGAUGUUGCCCAGAAUGAAACACAUCCAGCCUGUAAAUUCAAUCCUGACAGUAGAGAAGGGAUUUAUUUCCAUUUCUUCAGACGCUCAAGUGCUGGACAUGCUGUGAAGCCCUAUCUGUUGUUACAUCAUCAAAGCACAAAGGUUUAAAAUCAAAAAGCAGCCUUUGUUUUGAUUUUUACCUAUAACUUUCAUGUCUGAUCAGCAGUGGAUAUAUGAUUUUCUUAGACUAUUUUUAGAUCCCAAAUCUUUAAAAAAGAAAAUCUCUUAUGCUUCCAGAUUUCGGUCUUUAAAUCUUAAACUUUUUUUAACCGCUAAUCCAAUAAAAAUGAGUAUAAAUUC
Molecule: messenger RNA, 1792 nt
Organism: Oryzias latipes (Japanese medaka)
Lineage: Eukaryota; Metazoa; Chordata; Actinopteri; Beloniformes; Adrianichthyidae
Gene: bpifcl
Product: BPI fold containing family C, like
Molecular function (GO): lipid binding
Source: RefSeq, a predicted model, not a curated record